Molecule: messenger RNA, 669 nt
Organism: Entamoeba histolytica HM-1:IMSS
Lineage: Eukaryota; Evosea; Mastigamoebida; Endamoebidae
Exons: 1
Coding region: 1-669 (222 amino acids)
Source: RefSeq, a predicted model, not a curated record
AUGACUUUAGACAGUUAUAAUGUCAAUUAUCCUCGGUUCCUUCAAAACUAUAAUUCACGAAUUUCUAUGUUUCAACAAGAUAUAUCUGACUUAGAUAAACUCGAAGUUGAAAAGAAGAUGAUCAAUGAGUCAUUAGAACAAACCAUUUCUGAUAAUUUUUUACAAGUUGAUGUUAAUAACAAUUCAAUAAUUGUUAAAGGAAAGUGUGAUCUUAAUGAUAUCAUGUUAUUAAUUCAUCUAAGAGGAAAUAAAAAAUCAACAUACACUGAAAAGAUAAGAAAUCCUAUAUUUUCAUUCAUAUUUACUAUUCCAUUUGGUUAUUAUGAAGUUAAAGUAAUUGAAGCUAAAACUAUGAGAGUUAUUCUUGGAAAAAGUAAUGUUUUUGUUGGAAGUUUAGUUCCAUUCACUUUUGUUUUAAAAGAGAAUGGGUUUUUGAUUCAAUUUAGUGAUAGAGGUAAUGGAUUUAUAGGAAUAUUGCCAGAAGACAACAAUGAACUUAAUUUUAAAGGUAUUCAAUUGUUUACAAUAACCAAUGGAACUAAAACAUUUUUUGCAAGUUGUAGUACUAUACCUCAACGAGGUGAAAUACGUUAUUAUUCCUCUACUUGUCAUCAAAUUAAAGAACAUACUCCUUAUUUAUCGUAUCAACCAUUUUCAUUUAUCAAUUAA